Wasmannia auropunctata (little fire ant) is the source of this 1112-nucleotide messenger RNA. RefSeq names its product histidine protein methyltransferase 1 homolog. The coding region runs from base 110 to 970 and encodes 286 amino acids. Gene Ontology annotation, molecular function: protein-L-histidine N-tele-methyltransferase activity. Gene Ontology annotation, biological process: peptidyl-histidine methylation, to form tele-methylhistidine. The transcript has 6 exons. The record is from RefSeq and is a predicted model, not a curated record. Lineage: Eukaryota; Metazoa; Arthropoda; Insecta; Hymenoptera; Formicidae.
CAUGUCGGUCUAUCCUUAUCAUGCUCUGUCUGUACCCAUAUCCCCUAUUGGUAUUUUAAUUUUAUCAAACGUUUAACUUUUUAAUUUUUCAACUCAAACUUUGCGAGAAAUGUUUAAGUUCCGAUUUGCAGAAGAUGCAACCGGUACUACUGAAGAGGAGAGCGAACAGAAGGGUAACUUAGAAUGGAUUUCCGCCUCCAAACUUGAAAUAACGCCAGAACAAAUUGAAGCGAAAUAUGAGGCUGAUUAUUAUACGGAGACCGAAGUGUUUUCUGGUUGCAAUCUAAAAUUAAUCCGCUCUGAUAAAGUAACGCAGGAUUUAACUGAUCAAAAUUACCAGAAUAUUGUUGAGGCCGAGUCGAAACAUUCCGAUCUCAUUCCAGCGAAAUACGAAGGCGGAUUAAAAAUCUGGGAAUGCACGUUUGAUUUGGGUCAGUACAUACUGGAGAAGAAAAUCGAGUUAAAAGGCAAACUCGUCAUGGAUCUAGGCUGCGGUGCUGGAUUGAUCGGUCUUUUGUCUCUUCGCAAAAAUUCCGCGGUCCAUUUCCAAGAUUAUAAUACCGAAGUGCUAAAAUCUGUGACAAUUCCGAAUGUGGUACUGAAUUUUGAUCGUACGACUGUACUAACGAGGUGCGAAUUUUAUGCCGGGGAUUGGGCUUCUCUCGCGACGUUAUUCGACGAAAGUAAAAAAUACGAUUAUAUCUUCACGAGCGAAACGAUUUACAAUCCUGAUAAUCAUAAAAAGUUAUAUGAGAUUUUUAAGACAAAACUAAAAGCCGAUGGCGUUGUAUUUGUCGCCGGAAAAACUUAUUAUUUUGGCGUUGGUGGGGGAAUGAGACAGUUUGAGAAUCUCAUCUUGAAGGACGGGUGUUUCGACGUUAAGUCGGUGUGGAGAAGUCAGGAUGGAGUGAGCAGAGAAAUUCUGAAACUCACGAGGAAACUGCAUCAAAAACAAACGUCUGGUGUAUAACAUUAUUGUCUUAAUACUGAGGUAUCGGCUCGGAAUGUAAUUACAGUAAAAUAUGUCAGCAGUAGCGAUUCUUCCACAGCAAGAUUUGUUUUCUGCUUACGUAUACGAAAGUAAACUUUUUCAUUCGUCUUUUGUUAAGAAA